AGCGGAUUGAAGACAGAAGGGGAGAUGCUCUGUGCAGCCCCGGAACCCUCUGUCGGCGUCUCUGUCUCUGCCCGGCCGCCUUUCGGUGUGACACCGGCGGAAUCAGAUCAGGGUUGCACCUGCGCGGGGAUGGAUGUGGACACGGAGUGUGCGCCCGAGGACCCCCGCCCCCGCCCCGAGGCGGAGGGGGACAAGGAGAAGUCGUGGCGGGGGCCACGGCCGCGGGAUCACCCCAAGUACACGGAGAUGAUGGCUUUGGACAUUGCAGAUAGUACACAAGUAUAUACAGCUUUUCUGGUGUUUCUUGAUCUUCUCGAAGCCAGGAACUGGAAGGAUGUGACCUACAAGGGUUCAGAAGAGCUUCAAUUGAUCUACCUGCAGGGUUGCCCGGGUGAGCAGGAGGAAAUGGAACUGGUGGUGCCAAUGCCAAUUCAUAUGACAUUGAGUCAUGAAAGGAUUCGACAAAUUAUGGAGUGUAUCUGUGACCAAAGUAAAAAGGAAUUCACACUGGCCAUUGUUGACUCAGAUUCUACAGUGGUGUAUUAUCAAUUUACAAAUGGCUUUGUUAUACCAGACCCACCGGACAGUGUUGAAGAGGUGGACAGCACUCCGAGCAGAAAGAGACAGAAGAAGUUUCGGAGAUGACUACCGUUCAUCGUCAAUGCUAAAACUGUUGUGGAUUUUUUUUUCCCUGUGGAGAAUAAUGAGUUAAAUAUCUGCAAGUCAAGAACUCAACUAUAUUGUAUCAGUUGACUGUAUUUAUGUCUUGUAUUUACAUGUGUCUCAUGUCUUGCUUGUUGCUUUCACUAUGAUGAUAUAAUUCUGUAAUGG
Molecule: messenger RNA, 831 nt
Organism: Chiloscyllium plagiosum (whitespotted bambooshark)
Lineage: Eukaryota; Metazoa; Chordata; Chondrichthyes; Orectolobiformes; Hemiscylliidae
Gene: tsen15
Product: TSEN15 tRNA splicing endonuclease subunit
Biological process (GO): tRNA splicing, via endonucleolytic cleavage and ligation
Molecular function (GO): nucleic acid binding
Source: RefSeq, a predicted model, not a curated record